ACGCAAACUCCUUUUAAAUUAUCAUCCAAACUCGCGCAUUUACAAACAAAAUGGCGGAGUCAUCGGUGGUUUACUCCAAGUCAUUUCAUCUGCUAACCCAUGCCGGGACUUCGGUUUCAGCUCGACGCCGAUCGUCCCGCUGCUACCCGAUCUCGUUGGGUUGUUUGAAUCAGUACAGAUCUUCGAGUGGUAACCUGCUCCACAGCAAAACUUUCGCCAAGCAGCAGCUUCGUCCCAGUGAGAUUAUAAGGGUUGUCGCGGGUUCUGACGUCACGCCAUUGAUCCCUGAAUCGACGAAAGAGGAAUUUGAGUUUCCCCUGGAUACGAGCGGUGGAGACGGUUUUGGUGGUAGUGGUGGUGGCGGCGGCGGUGACGGUGGAGACGACGAGAACAGAGGCGGCAACGAAGGCAAUAAUAACGAGGGGGAAGGAGAUUCCAACAGAAACGAAAAUAACAAGACGAUGGCCAUGUCAAUGUCCCAGAAACUGACACUCGUUUAUGCUGCUUUGGUUGGAGUUGGUGGAGUCAUCGGCUAUUUAAGGAGGGGUAGCCAGAAGUCACUAGCUGCAGGGGGUUUGGCUGUCUUGCUACUGUACUAUGUAUAUACAGAGCUUCCUGUAAGACCAGCCUUUGCAUCGUCCCUUGGGCUUGGUUUGUCUGCUGUCCUUCUGGGCGUGAUGGGUUCUCGCUUCAAGAAGUCUGGAAAGAUAUUUCCAGCAGGGGUUGUGUCACUUUUGUCCCUUAUAAUGGCAGGUGGCUAUCUCCAUGGGUUUCUGCGUAGUAUGCAUGGAUAACACUCAGGGUGUUCAAAAUUUCAGUCGCUUCCCUGAGUUGACCUAGCCCCAUCUUAGCAGUGUUAGCAGUCCAACAUAUUUUUGUAGUAAGAUAUUCAAAAUUUGGAAUUUGACUGC
Telopea speciosissima is the source of this 911-nucleotide messenger RNA. Its product is annotated as protein FATTY ACID EXPORT 2, chloroplastic-like. The transcript has 3 exons. NCBI's taxonomy places the organism in Eukaryota, Viridiplantae, Streptophyta, Magnoliopsida, Proteales, Proteaceae. Gene Ontology annotation, cellular component: membrane. The record is from RefSeq and is a predicted model, not a curated record. The coding region runs from base 51 to 794 and encodes 247 amino acids.